This is a messenger RNA of Symbiodinium sp. CCMP2456, 303 nucleotides long. NCBI's taxonomy places the organism in Eukaryota, Dinophyceae, Suessiales, Symbiodiniaceae. The record is from the annotation of a GenBank genome assembly.
AUGAAUCGGCGGCCCAUGGGAUGGUGCAACCGCAUGAGGAGCAAGAAGGUGAACAUCUGGAAGUAUCAGUUCAUGGGCCCAGACAAGUGGCUUUGCAACCAUCCCUACCACGAGGUGAAGUUCACGCGGCCUUACUGGCUCACCAGGAGAGGCUUUCCGAAUUUCCCCAGAUCGGAUCCGCAUCAAAUAGGCCCAAAGGGGGAGAAGUUCUUCGACAUGUCGAGGUUGCACGCGCAGGAUGCCCGGAAGGGCUCCGGAUGGGAGGAGGGCCGGCCGCUUCCUGAGUCGGAUCGCAUCGAGUAG